Molecule: messenger RNA, 1482 nt
Organism: Cylas formicarius (sweet potato weevil)
Lineage: Eukaryota; Metazoa; Arthropoda; Insecta; Coleoptera; Brentidae
Gene: BckdhA
Product: 2-oxoisovalerate dehydrogenase subunit alpha, mitochondrial
Exons: 6
Coding region: 141-1433 (430 amino acids)
Biological process (GO): branched-chain amino acid catabolic process
Molecular function (GO): oxidoreductase activity, acting on the aldehyde or oxo group of donors, disulfide as acceptor
Source: RefSeq, a predicted model, not a curated record
AUUCACCAUGAAUCAAAUUUUCUUAAGGUCAAACGACAAAAACAAAAACCUCGUUUAUCAGCAAUUAUCAUAGCGUCAUCAAAGUGGUUUACAUAUUGUUCCAUUUGUUUAAAUAGUGAAAGUUUCCUAACCCGUUGAAAAUGGUUUUAAGUAAAACUGUUAGAUUUCUCACGAAAGUAAAUAAGCAAAAGAAUUACCAGAAGUUUCUUUCGACGAAAGUAGCGGAUUUUCCUGGCGCAAGAACAUCGUGGACAGAAUCACUGUAUUUUACGAAACCGUCUUCAUAUGGGCCGAUACCGGUUUAUCGAGUCAUGGAUAGGCAAGGCAACGUCCUGGUUCCGUCCGAAGAUCCCAAAUUGCCAAAUGCAACGUUACUCAAAAUGUACAAAGAUAUGGUAUUAUUAAAUUCAAUGGAUAAGGUUUUGUAUGAGUCUCAGAGACAAGGGAGAAUAUCUUUCUACAUGACAAAUUACGGAGAAGAAGCCACCCAUAUUGGCAGUGCCGCCGCACUCGAGCUUCAAGAUGUAGUUUACGGGCAAUAUCGCGAAGUUGGGGUGUUACUCUGGAGGGGAUAUACUCUUCAGCAGUUUGUCGAUCAAUGUUACGGCAACGUUGACGAUCCCGGCAGAGGAAAGCAGAUGCCUGUUCAUUAUGGUUCCAAAAAAUUGAAUUUUGUUACAAUAUCCAGUCCGCUUUCAACGCAAAUGCCUCAAGCUGUUGGCUCUGCUUACGCGUUAAAAGAUAUUGGAAUGGUGAUUUUUGGUUUGGCUUUAGGUACGAAACAGGUAGUGAUCUGUUACUUCGGCGAUGGAGCUGCAUCUGAAGGAGAUGCUCACGCUGCUUUAAAUUUUGCUGCAACGCUCGACUGUCCGGUUAUAUUUUUCUGCAGGAAUAACGGGUACGCCAUAUCCACCCCUGUCAAUGAGCAAUACAGAGGCGACGGUAUCGCCGCCAGGGGGCCUGGGUACGGUAUAAACACAAUUAGAGUUGACGGGAACGACGUUUUGGCGGUUUACAAGGCUACCGAAUUUGCGAAAAACUACGCUAGCGAACAAAAUAAACCGGUGUUGAUUGAGGCGCUUACAUACAGAGUCGGAGACCACUCGACUUCCGAUGACAGUUCGGCUUAUAGGUCGCCAACAGAAGUAUCGCAGUGGGCGACUAAUGACUAUCCAACCAAAAAAUUGCGAUAUUAUUUGGAAACCAAAAAUUUAUGGAACGACGAACAAGAAAAAGCUCUGAUUGAGGAAUCGAGAAAAAAUGUGCUGACUGCUUUCAACGCCGGCGAAAAAAAACUGAAACCCAGGUGGACUGAAAUGUAUGAAGGCGUUUAUAAAUUUAUGCCGCAACACAUCAAAAAACAAAAGGCUGAUAUGGAAGAUCAUCUUAAAAGAUACAAGCAACAUUAUCCCACAGAUGUUUUUGUGAGCUGAUUCGUUAUGAUUAUAUAUUAUUUUAUAAUAAAUUAAAAAUUGGUUGAGU